Molecule: messenger RNA, 1236 nt
Organism: Fulvia fulva
Lineage: Eukaryota; Fungi; Ascomycota; Dothideomycetes; Mycosphaerellales; Mycosphaerellaceae
Product: putative aldose 1-epimerase
Exons: 2
Coding region: 1-1236 (411 amino acids)
Biological process (GO): beta-D-galactose catabolic process via UDP-galactose, Leloir pathway; glucose metabolic process
Molecular function (GO): aldose 1-epimerase activity; carbohydrate binding
Source: RefSeq, a predicted model, not a curated record
AUGAUGUUCCCCCGUGGCCUUUGGACUGUAGUUGCUGCUCUAACGGCUCUCACCGCGGCGCAAGGCGCGACAGACAGUCCAUCAGUGCUUCCCAAUGGCAAAUACGAGAUCUCGAGCGAAGGCAUCAGAGCGCAAUUCAUCCCAUACGCAGCCUCGAUCACGAACUUGUUCAUCGAAGACGUUCAUGGCGUAGAGCGCGACAUUGUGCUUGGCUUCGAUAACGCCACAUACUACAGCAUCUCGAAGCUGCAUCCGCAUCUGAAUGGCGUGCCUGGACGAUAUGCGAACAGGAUCAAGAACUCGACUUUCACCAUCGACGGGAUUACUCACCAUACUGAUCCCAACGACAAUAAGGGUCUUGAUACUCUCCACGGCGGCAGUAAUGGCUGGGACUACCGGAACUGGACGCUUGUUACUCACACCUCGGACUCGGUCACUUUUUCCCUUGCUGAUGGAGAUGGCGAAAUGGGCUUCCCUGGUGAGGUCGUUGCACAUGUCACCUAUACUGUCACGCCUCAUCAAUGGCAUCUGAGGAUGACGGCGCUGUCUACCACCAAGAAAACUCCGAUUAUGCUGAGUAGCCACGACUACUGGAACCUGGACGGCUACCAGAAUCCUGAGACAGAUCUCGUAUUGAAUCACACUCUACACAUGCCGUAUGGCGGUCAGCGUAUUGCAAUCGAUGGCAUCUCGAUCCCUACUGGUGACAUCUUAGCCAACGCAAAGUAUGGUCUCAACGACUUCUGGUCAACGCCCAAGCAGCUGGGAGCCAACCUGACAAAUCCUGAACUGCUUGGCAAUUGUGGCACGAACUGCACCGGGUACGACAACUGCUACUUAACAAACCGUGAUCAACUUGGACCAUACGACUGGCGCGAGAAGCCUGUCGCCACACUCGCCAGCCCAUUCUCCGGAAUUCAAGUAGAUGUAUACACAGACCAGCAAGCUCUGCAGGUCUAUACUUGCAACAACAUGAAUGGCACCUUCGCCCUCAAAGAGACUCAGGGUCUGUACGAUGACCCAUCUCGCCCACGAGUGUCAAACAAGUACGGCUGCGUUGUCUUGGAAGUGCAAGACUGGAUCGAUGGCAUGAAUCAUCCCGAAUGGGGCAGGGAGAAGAGACAGAUUUUCGGACCUGCUGAUGAUCCGUAUGUCCUUCAAGCGACGUACGAGUUCUCGCUGAACCGUGAGCUGGCAGGGCCGAGCAAUAGUACGACCACGGGAUAUGGUUGUUGA